GCUCGUCAACACACACCUGCUGACGUUUGUUAGGAUGUUAUACAGAUCAGCUUUGUCUGCUAGUGGCACACUCACUCACACACUGAUUUAAACUCACAGCUCCGGUUCAUUUUCACAGGCCUGCUCAGUUAUGAACAUGACGCCGUUUUUAACGAGUUUUAUUUAUUUGGCGUUGUUAUGCAGUUGGAUAAGCUGUGAUAAUGACACAGAAGAGGAUGAGCACGCCAAACACACAUACACGGUGGAGAUGUUUAAUGAUGCCGUCUCUACUGCUCCACACUUCGUCAUGUUCUACGCGCCCUGGUGUGGUCACUGUCAGAGGCUGCAAGGGACAUGGAAUGAGCUGGCAGAGAAAUAUAACAGUAUGGAGGAUCCCCCAGUGUAUGUUGUGAAAGUCGACUGCACUAAAGACACUAAGUUUUGCUCCAGUGAACAUGGGAUCCGUGGAUACCCAACUCUGAAGCUGUUUAAACCUGAGCAGGAUGCUGUGAAGUAUCAGGGCCCAAGAGACUUGCAGGCCCUAGAGAGCUGGAUGCUGAAAACCCUGCAGGAGGAACCUGAAGAGCCCCAGAGUGAACCCGAGCCACCCAAAGUUCCUGAACCCAAACAGGGCCUGUAUGAACUCACAGCCACAAAUUUCAAAUCACACAUCUCUAAAGGUUCUCACUUUGUGAAGUUCUAUGCACCGUGGUGUGGGCAUUGCAAAGCCAUGGCUCCAACAUGGGAACAGCUCGCCACCAGCUUUGAGCAUUCAGACAGCGUCAAGAUCGGCAAGGUGGAUUGCACACAGCAUUAUGAAGUGUGUUCAGAAAAUCAGGUUCGUGGUUAUCCCACGCUGCUGUUCUUCAGUGAUGGAGAGAAGAUCGAUCAGUACAGAGGGAAACGCGAUCUGGACUCGUUUAAAGAGUUUGUGGAUAAUCAAGUGAAAGCUGCUGAAUCUAAAGAUGAACCUGUGAUUGAGAAGGAGCAUGCUCACGAAGUCCCACCCAGCGCUGAACCUGAUAAACAAGAGUCUAAUGUUCUGGUCUUGACUGAGAGCAACUUUGAUGAGACAGUUGCCAAAGGACUCUCCUUCAUCAAGUUCUAUGCCCCAUGGUGUGGUCACUGCAAGAACCUGGCCCCUACCUGGGAGGAUCUAUCUAAAAAGGAGUUUCCUGGUCUGACUGAUGUGAAGAUUGCUAAAGUGGACUGCACAGUGGAGAGAACACUCUGCAACAGAUUCUCUGUGCGCGGAUACCCGACACUCCUGAUGUUCCGGGCGGGGGAACAGGGGGAGGAGCAUAAUGGAGGGCGGGACUUAGAGAGCUUACACAGUUUUGUCAUGAAGCAAGCAAGAGAUGAGCUGUAACUCCUCCCUCAUUUUCCAUCACACACUUCCUCUACAAGACAACACUAUCUACAUUUACUAUACUGUCAGAAGGACUGCUUUUUCUUCAUUUCUGUCCCACACCUACUGAAGUGAGGACAAUCUUCACAUGAUAAAAUAUGAAUGUACAUUAUUUCAUCUAUUCCAGUUGAUAAGAUUAUUAGCAAAUACAACCAUACACCUUUUGAUUUUGCCCUUCCUCUUUGAAAGAAACAGUUGUGCAUAUGAAAAAAAUGACACCUCAUUUCAGAUCAUUACAUUGUUUUAGGAGCAUAUUUUGUCAAUUAUAUGAGGAAAUUCAGCUUAGUUUAUGAAUAUCAACUAAGACUAAAAAAUGACCUCAGGGAGACCAUCUAAAGAAAAGAAUGACAUGUACCUAUUGUCUUUUCCCUUUUUCUCAAUUCAGUGUAAAAUACUAUGAUACAAACAGCACUUUGAACCCUGUUUUUGUUGUGAUCUUGUGAAUUGGUUGUACUGUUCAAAGGUUAAAGUAAAAUAAACCAGACUAAGGUAGUUUAUUAGACCA
Messenger RNA from Megalobrama amblycephala (Wuchang bream), 1892 nucleotides. RefSeq names its product thioredoxin domain containing 5 (gene txndc5). The record is from RefSeq and is a predicted model, not a curated record. The coding region runs from base 131 to 1348 and encodes 405 amino acids. Gene Ontology annotation, molecular function: protein disulfide isomerase activity. Lineage: Eukaryota; Metazoa; Chordata; Actinopteri; Cypriniformes; Xenocyprididae. Gene Ontology annotation, cellular component: endoplasmic reticulum. The transcript is spliced from 10 exons. Gene Ontology annotation, biological process: protein folding.